CUACUACAAUGUAUUAAGAAUAAUUAUGAUGGGCCCAAACCAUUCAGAUUCCUUAAUAUUUGGAUGAAUCACCCUAACUUCAUGCAGACUCUCAAAGACUCCUGGAAUUCUCAAAUCUGUUUUGGGGGUAUGACAGGGCUGGCUCACAAACUCAAAAGGCUCAAGGCUAUACUUAAAGAAUGGAACAAAGAUGUUUUUGGUAGGGUGGAGAAUACUAUUAAAGAGGCAGAACUCAAAGCAACUUCAGCACAAGAAAGGUUUGAGUUUGAUCCCUCAUAUGCCAAUAGGACUGAGGCUAAUAAAGCCAAAGCUGAACUUAUUUUGGCUACUGAAAAUGAGAUCAACCUCUGGAAGCAAAAGGCUAAUAUCAACUGGAUGGAAGGAGGUGAAAGUAAUUCCAAGUUUUUUCAUUCAUUUGUUAAAGGCAGGAGAAUUAAAUCCACAAUCAGAACCAUUGAUAAUAAUAAGGGGGAUCCUAUCAACAAAUCAGAGGAAAUCCAAAAAUUAGCAGUUGAUCAUUUCUCCCAGCUUUUCUGUAGUAAGAAGAUUAUCAAUCUUAACCCUAUCAAGGAGUACUUGGAAGUAAGAGUUACAGAGGCUGACAACCUGGAGUUGACUAAAGUACCUACUCGAGAGGAGAUUAAGGAAGUGGUGAUCAGACAGAUGAACCUAGAGCCGAUCCCAGAGGGCAUUGAGGAGGAGAUGUACGAUGGCGUGGCUGUCUCUUUAAUCUGUUGAUUAUGCUUUAUUUAAUUAACUUUAAUGCUUAUUACGUUUUCGGGCAAGAUCCCAAGUUGUUUGACUUUAAAAAGGCUUCCGCAUUAUUUUAAAUUACUCCGAUGGAUUUUUAUAUGUAUUGAAAGAACGUUUGUUUAAAAUUGUUUUGAAAAUGUUGCAAAUUCGGAUACCAAUCCAGUGG
Cuscuta campestris is the source of this 919-nucleotide messenger RNA. The record is from the annotation of a GenBank genome assembly. Lineage: Eukaryota; Viridiplantae; Streptophyta; Magnoliopsida; Solanales; Convolvulaceae.